Messenger RNA from Pseudopodoces humilis (Tibetan ground-tit), 8046 nucleotides. It is a transcript of the gene CENPE, whose product is annotated as centromere protein E. The record is from RefSeq and is a predicted model, not a curated record. Gene Ontology annotation, cellular component: microtubule. Gene Ontology annotation, biological process: microtubule-based movement; mitotic cell cycle. Gene Ontology annotation, molecular function: ATP binding; microtubule binding; microtubule motor activity. Lineage: Eukaryota; Metazoa; Chordata; Aves; Passeriformes; Paridae.
CGCUCCUCCUGUCCCGGGCGGGUAUGGCGGACGAGGGCGCCGUCACGGUGUGCGUGCGUGUUCGGCCGCUCAUCGCUAGAGAAAAUGCCUCAGGAGAUAAAGUGUCCCUGCACUGGAGAAGUGAGAAUAAUACUAUUUCCGACGUGAAUGGUACCAAAAUAUUUAGUUACGAUCGUGUCUUUCACUCAAGUGACAACACUCAGCAGUUGUAUGAUGGUGUAGCUGUUCCAAUUAUACAGUCAGCUGUGCGAGGCUAUAAUGGCACGAUUUUUGCUUAUGGACAGACUGCUUCAGGGAAGACUUACACAAUGAUGGGGAAUGAAGAUUCCAUGGGCAUUAUCCCUAAGGCAAUUCAACAUGUGUUCAAAAUUAUUUGUGAGAUUCCAGAUAGAGAAUUCCUGCUAAGGGUUUCUUACAUGGAAAUCUACAAUGAGACAAUUACUGAUUUGCUUUGCGAUAAUAGGAAAAAGAAGCCUCUGGGAAUUCGUGAGGAUGUUAAUAGGAAUACAUAUGUAGAAGAUCUGAUUGAAGAAGUGGUGGUUUCCCCAGAACAAGUUAUGGAAUGGAUCAAAAAAGGAGAAAGAAAUCGCCAUUAUGGAGAAACAAAAAUGAAUGAACACAGCAGCCGUUCUCACACUAUCUUCAGAAUGAUCAUUGAAAGCAGAGAACGAAGUGACCUUGCAAAUGCAAACUGUGAUGGAGCAGUCAUGGUUUCCCACUUGAACCUGGUAGAUCUGGCAGGCAGUGAAAGAGCUAGUCAAACAGGAUCUGAAGGUGUUCGACUGAAAGAAGGCUGCAAUAUAAAUCGGAGCUUGUUCAUUCUGGGCCAAGUUAUCAAAAAACUUUGUGAUGACCCUUCUGGCUUCAUAAAUUACAGAGAUAGCAAGCUGACUCGAAUUCUGCAGAACUCCCUUGGAGGAAAUGCUAAAACAGUUAUUAUUUGUACAAUUACUCCUGUUUCUUUUGAUGAGACACUCAGCACUCUUCAGUUUGCCAAUACAGCCAAAGGAAUGAAGAAUACACCAAAAGUCAAUGAAGUACUUGAUGAUGAUGCCCUCCUGAAGAGAUACCGCAAAGAAAUUCUGGAUUUGAAAAAGCAGCUGGAGGAAGUGUCUUCAAAAACUCAGAUUCAUGCAAUGGAAAAGGACCAAUUGGCCCAGCUGUUGGAAGAAAAAAAUUCCCUUCAAAAAGUACAGGAGGACAGAAUACGAAACUUAACUGAGAUGCUGGUGACUUCUGCUUCCUUUGCCUCAAAACAGAAUGUUAAAGCCAAGAGAAGAAGAAGAGUUACUUGGGCUCCUGGUAAAAUAAACCAGGCAAAUGUGAACUUUUUUGAAGACUUUGAAAAUGCAAUGCCGACUGAAACAAAAAAAAUGAAGUUGUCUCUGCCAUCAGUAGGAGAUGCGGAGGAUUCUACCUUAGAGAAUUCUGAGUAUGACAGCACUAUCCUGAUGGUUCCUGAUCAAGUUUCAGAAGCAGAAUGGAUUGCUGGUCCAAACAUGAAUUGGACCCAGAAAGACUUUGAAGAAUCUGUGCAACUCUGUGAAGCAUUAGCACUAGAAAAGGACAUCGCUGUAAAUGAGGUCAACAUCCUGCAAGCAAACUUCAAUAACCUAGUGCUGGAAAAUGAGCAGUUGAAGUCAGAAAUAAAUGAAAUGAAAGAGAAACUGAAGGAAAAAACAGAAAUAGAUGAAUUUGAAGCACUGGAAAAGCAAACACAAAAAGAUCAUGAGGCAGAAAUAAACGCCAAACUGGAACAGCUAAAAGAGAAAGAGAACAAAAUAAAAAUAUUACAGAAUCGUGUGGAAGAAUUACAAAAAGCAGGAGUGGAAAAAAAGGAGACAUCUUUUUCAGUGGGAGAUUCUGAUAAACUGAUUGAAGAAAUUCAGCAGCUGAAUAAAUCCUUCUUAGAUAGCGAAGCCAUAGCCUUGGAUGCCAAAAAGGAAUCUGCUUUUCUCAGAAGUGAAAAUUUGGAGUUGAAGGAGAAGAUGAAUGAACUCUUAAAUAACCACAACCAAAUGCAAAAGGAUGUUCAAUUAUAUCAAAGCCAAAUAGAAGCGGGAAAAACCAGUUACCGAAAAAUGCAAGCUGACUUGCAGAGAGAGCUGCAAUUUUUAUUUCAAGAAAACUCAAGACUAACUUCACUGAUGGAGGGUAAAGUUCCAAAAGAUUUGCUUUCUCAUGUGGAGCUGGAAAAAAAGGCAGCUGACUUAAAAGGAGAACUAGAAAAUGCUUUGAAAGAGAAUGAGCUUCUACAAAAACAAGUAAACGAGCUAUCAGAAUUUCAAUCUCUACCAACUACUGUUGAGAUGCAAAGGAAAGAGAUUCUUGAAAAAUGUGAGGAGUUGUGCUUAUUAAAAUUGGAAAAUGAAAAGCUGCUUUCUGAAGUAUCUCAUAAUGAAAUGAGACUUAAACAUAUGUCUGAAGAAAUUGAAAAAUCAAAAGAUAAUCUGACAGAUGCACAACUGAAGUAUGUGAAGUCUGAUGAGGAAUAUGUAGCACUUAAAAAACUCCAUGAAGAAAUAGAAAAAAAAUACAUAGCUGCAUCAGAAACCAAUGAACAAAUGAAGCUCCAAAUAGAAUGCCUAUCUAAAGAAGCACAAGAGUCUAAAGCAAUUUUGGAUGAAGUCAAAUUAGAGCUCUCUAGCAAAAUGAAAGAACUGGAAGAAAAAACAGCAGAGCAAAACCAACUUCUUGAGCUAAGAGAAAAUCUUAUUCGGACUCAGCAGAAGUUAAAUGAAAUGGAGCAAUUAAAAGAGGAAGAAAGGAUUAAUGAAAUGAGACAGGAGGCCGAAGAUCUGGAGAUCCAGGCAGUUUUGCAGCAGCUUACAGAAUGUCGGGAAGAAAUAAAAAUUCUAAUCCAGGAAAGAGAUGACCUGAAGCAAAAAGGGGAGACUCUCCAAGCUGAGGCAGAGCAACUCAGAGAGGAUAUAAAAGACACUGUUUCAAUGAACAUCUUGGCACAUGAAGAUCUGAGAAAUACACAAAGUUCUCUGCAGGAAUCCCAGAAAACUGUCAAGAAGUUGGAAAAAACGAUUUCUGAAAAAGAAUCUCAGAUUCUGAGUGUUGAAGAGGCAUUAGGGAAAACCAUUAAAGAACUCCAAAUACAGAUCUCAGAAAUGACAGAAGAAAUUAAAAUCAUCACAUCAGAGAGAGAUCAGCUUGCUGAGGAGAAAUUGGAAAGUAAUAGCUGUAGAGAAAGUGAUCAGCUUCAGGUGCAAAAGGAACAAAUCAUUUUCCUUACACAAGAGAACCGUUCAUUGCAGGAGAAGCUGGACAGCUUAUUUUUGAAAAAAGAGGAGUUUGGAGAAGGAACUUUGGUAUCACCAAUGCAAGGACAAUCUAUGGAGCAAGAGUUAAUUCUUCUGAGAGAAGAGCUGAGCCAUGCACAAAGGAAAUUGCAUGAAAUGGAGGAAGCAAAGGCCAGUGAAUAUCAAGGAGAAUCUGAAGAAAUGGAGAGUACAAAUGUUAUUCCAAAACCACAUGACUCCCAGGAAGUCAGCACCCAGACAGAAAGAGAUGAUGAUGAAUUUAAAAUGCAACUGGAAAAUCUCCAGAAUGAGAGGGAGCAGCUGAGGGAAACUCUACAGGAGACAAUUAACAAGAACUCGGAGAUACAGGAAGAGUUGAGAUGUACUCGUGAAUCUCUUGGACAACAUCAGGAGACAAUUGCAGAGCUGAAGGGCAGUAUUUCAGAGAAAGAAAAUCAGCUCUCGAGGGCACAAGAGGCGUUGGAGGAAAAAACUGAUGAACUGCAGCAGAAGCUCACUGAAGUCACUGCAAACCUGACUCGUGUCUCAGCUGAGUAUGGCAACCUCAUGGCAGAAAAGGAACAAACUGAAAGGGCAAUGAAUGAGCAAGUGUGUCAGCAGCUUGAGAGAAUCACUUUACUUAACCAGGAGAGAGAUGAGCUACAGCAAAUGGUAGAGACUUGUAAAGAAAGGGAAGAACAUUUGUUAAAGGUUCAAAGGCAGUCAGAGAUCUUGAAGGACAGCCUAACAAGCAAGAUCUCAGAAAUGACAGAAGAAAUUAAAAUCAUCACAUCAGAGAGAGAUCAGCUUGCUGAGGAGAAAUUGGAAAGUAAUAGCUGUAGAGAAAGUGAUCAGCUUCAGGUGCAAAAGGAACAAAUCAUUUUCCUUACACAAGAGAACCGUUCAUUGCAGGAGAAGCUGGACAGCUUAUUUUUGAAAAAAGAGGAGUUUGGAGAAGGAACUUUGAUAUCACCAAUGCAAGGACAAUCUAUGGAGCAAGAGUUAAUUCUUCUGAGAGAAGAGCUGAGCCAUGCACAAAGGAAAUUGCGUGAAAUGGAGGAAGCAAAGGCCAGUGAAUAUCAAGGAGAAUCUGAAGAAAUGGAGAGAACAAAUGUUAUUCCAAAACCACACGACUCCCAGGAAGUCAGCACCCAGACAGAAAGAGAUGAUGAUGAAUUUAAAAUGCAACUGGAAAAUCUCCAGAAUGAGAGGGAGCAGCUGAGGGAAACUCUACAGGAGACAAUUAACAAGAACUCGGAGAUACAGGAAGAGUUGAGAUGUACUCGUGAAUCUCUUGGACAACAUCAGGAGACAAUUGCAGAGCUGAAGGGCAGUAUUUCAGAGAAAGAAAAUCAGCUCUCGAGGGCACAAGAGGCGUUGGAGGAAAAAACUGAUGAACUGCAGCAGAAGCUCACUGAAGUCACUGCAAACCUGACUCGUGUCUCAGCUGAGUAUGGCAACCUCAUGGCAGAAAAGGAGCAAACUGAAAGGGCAAUGAAUGAGCAAGUGUGUCAGCAGCUUGAGAGAAUCACUUUACUUAACCAGGAGAGAGAUGAGCUACAGCAAAUGGUAGAGACUUGUAAAGAAAGGGAAGAACAUUUGUUAAAGGUUCAGAGGCAGUCAGAGAUCUUGAAGGACAGCCUAACAAGCAAGCUCACUGAAGUCACUGCAAACCUGACUCGUGUCUCAGCUGAGUAUGGCAACCUCAUGGCAGAAAAGGAGCAAACUGAAAGGGCAAUGAAUGAGCAAGUGUGUCAGCAGCUUGAGAGAAUCACUUUACUUAACCAGGAGAGAGAUGAGCUACAGCAAAUGGUAGAGACUUGUAAAGAAAGGGAAGAACAUUUGUUAAAGGUUCAGAGGCAGUCAGAGAUUUUGGAGCACAGUCUAACAAGCAAGAUUCAAAAGUUAACUGAGACACUAAAUAGCGUAUCAUGUGAGAAGGACCAGUUAUUAGCUGAAAGAGCUAGUCACUCUUUACAACUUAAAGAACAAAUCUCAUCAGUUAAUCAAGAAAAAGAUGAGCUACAAAAACUUCUUCAGGGUGUCAGGUCUGAGCGGGACCAGCUCAAGACAGAAUUGCAAAGAAAUUCUGAGAUGUGUGUUGAAACAAAGGCAAAACUAGAAGAUGCUUUAGAACAACUGAAGCAGAGAAAAGACUUAAAUAAUAUGUCCAUUCAGGCACACCCAGUGGAUAUUGCAGAGCAGGUGGCUGAUGACAGCUUGAAAGAAAAAAUCUUGAAAAUUAAGGAGCUUCUUGAGAAAUUCCUAAAUGUGGGGAAGAGAUACGAAUGUCUCUCUACAGUGUCUCUUAAGCUAAAGAGUGAACUGAAGAGUCAGAAAGCACUGAUAGCUGUGAUACUGCCUCAGCUUACAUUGGAGCAGAGUAAACAAGUCAAAACUCUUCAAACUAAAAAUGAGGAAAUGAACAGUCAUCUCCAGAAGUUAUUGACCAAAUUGAAGCUUCUGUUUAGUUCUGUUUGCACAAAGAAAAGAGAAUAUCACUCUACUGUUCACAAGUAUGAAACGGAAUUGCUUGAGGAAAAAAGAAAACAAAAUCACCUACAAUCCCAGAUUCAACGUCUCAGGAAGAUUGAUUUGAAGCAGAAUGAAGUAUCAUCUCAAGAGUUAAACAGCAGUGAAGGGCUGCAGAGUUUCCAUUUACAUGAAGAGAGCAUUCUCAAAGAUGUAUCAGAAAUGGAACAUGAACUUCUCUGCAUAGAAGCAGAGUUACAGAACGAAGAAAGUGCUAGAAAAGAAACAAUACAGUUCUGGGAAGCUUGUUCAGGAACUCACUGGGAUGCAGAGGAACUGAAAGAAGAACUAAAGAAAGAUAAUGAAAGGCUCAUGCAAGUCCUUAAAUUCUGGACUCCGAAAGUAAAGAUACUCCUUGAACUUUCUUCAGAGCUGGAUGACAGAACUGCUAAUUAUAGUAAAAAUGCUGAUGUUGAAUUAAAACAGAGAAAAGAGAAAAAUGAAGAGUUGCUUCAGGACCUAAACACUCUAAAAGAAAAACUGGCCUCUGGUGGCUCUGCCAGUCUGGCGUUACAAGAAGAAAAUUAUAGGCUUCAUAAUAAAUUAAAGGCUGCAGAACAAGAUAAAAAGGCUAUGGAAGUAAAAAUUCAGAAGUUGGAAAAUGUAAUAAAUGAAGUAGGAGAAAGUGUCAAAGAAAAAGACAAGAUAAACAAGUUACAAGCACAGAUCAGAGUAAGAACAGAGACAAGUGAGCUCACCCAACUUCAAGCCAAACUGAAUGAGAUGGAUAAUUGCCUUAGGACUGCCUUAACAGAGAAGCAGAGUCUUCAGGCAAAAUUAGAUAAAGGUGCUGAGCUGCACAAAGAAGAAAUUGACCAUCUCAAAACACAAUUGGUAAAGUGUAAUCUGGAAAGAAUGAAACAAACCAACUCCUUUGAAGUGAAACUUGCUAAUUAUAAAGCCCUUGCAGAACACCGAGAAGAACAGUUAACAAAGCUAAAAGAGGAAUUGAGAAGAGCACACCAAGAGCAAGAUGUUACUGUGCUGAAAGAAGCAGAUCCUCAGCAAUCCCAAAUACCCUUUACUUGUGGUGGUGGCAGUGGUAUUGUGCAGAGCACACAAAUACUUGUUCUAAAAUCUGAACAAGCUAAGCUACAGAAAGAGAACUUGCAGCUGAAGAAACAAAAUGACCUUCUGCUGAGUGAUGAACUUCAAUUGAAAGAGGAACUCAGGAAAUGGAAGGAAAGAGCACUAAAAUGGAGAGAACGAUCCUCAAGAGAAACUACUCGAGAGACAAUACCCAAGUCUCCUAAGAAGGCAGUGUCAUAUUUCUUUAAAGAGCAAAUGCCUUCACCCUCCAAAGAAACUGUUUCUCAGGAAAUAGUAACUCAGGACAUAGCAAAGCCACUGCCUCUGACUUGUCCAACAAAUUUCUUUGAUAAUUCCAACUUGGGUGUGCUAACAGAUACUCGACCUGCAGGCACAGAGUCUACAGAAGAACACCUUAAGCACUUGUUUGGGACUUCAGACAAAGAUAAAGCCCCUGAUUGCAGCACCCAGUAAAGAUGCUCAGUCUUAAGCUGCCCUUACAGUGUCUAUAGCCAGGAUCUGCAUAUACAAAAGAAAAUUGCUUCAGGUUAAAAACCAUCAGCCUCUUCCAUCUUUUCUAUCUUGGAGUUUCUACUUCCCACAACUGGGAAAGCUGGAAUAUGAGGACAACAAUGGAAAACCAGACGUUGCACCACAACCUGCUAAUCUGCUGAUGUUCUGCUUUGGUGUUUUGAUGCGGAUUUUUUUGAUGGCAAAGAGAAAUUACUGUAUUGAAGAAAGAAAUGGAAGAAGUAAUGGAUCACAAACUAAUCUACUGUGAAACUUCUCAGUCUUAAACUUCUCAUUCUGUCAUUUCUAAACCGGCCCUUUUCUGGGGUGUUGAUAUUUGUAUCUUCAGACUGCUGCUGACUUGGCAAGAAAUAUUCUUUUUGUUUCUUAGCAUGUGGUUUUUAUACAAAGCUUUCUUUAAGCCAGUAGAAACUGCAUUUUCACCACAAUCUUGACCUCUUUGGACACUGCAACCAAAGUUACUGAUCUUCUGUUUGUAAAGCACACAAUCAAGGGUUCCUCUUAAACUCCUUAGAAGUUUCUGCAGCUCAGCCAAUUAUGGUACCAUGAGUAACUUUGAAUUUUGCAUCAUUUUUCAAGAUACUUGUCUGAGGUUUUUGCUUUUUUUUUAAUAGUAAGCAAUGGACUUAACACACUUCUUCUUCUCCAGUGAAGGGAAAACAAACCAGAUCACUGGGGUAAGAUGGACUCUUAUUAGCUUACU